AAAAUAGGUGGGGACAAAUAGAGGAGCAAUCCAACUUUUAGGAGGAAAUGAUCAUCCUCUUGCAUUCAACUGCGCUUUUCCAUCGUGGCAAAAGAACUGAAUGUACUAACUGUCUUCCAAUUAAAACCUUUGAUCACACAUUUCUACGACGUAUGAUGAGACUGGGAUCAAUAGUUCCCAAAGACUUAAAAUCCGUUUUACUUGUGGUGUUGCUGAACGUUUUGAGAGUAGUACACGUUCUUUCAUGUGAUAUGAUGACAACACCAGGACUGAAGCAGACCCCACUCAUCUCACACUUUAGUGUGUAUGAUUCAUAUUUCGUUGCGUGUGAUAUGUCUCUCAUCGGAAGUUAAUAGCUUCAUGACAUCAGCGCCUCCUCGCAGUGUCUUUGUUUGGCGUUUCUCCUGACCACGCCCCCUCGCUUUUGCUACCAUAAAGGCGUGGGGGCAUGAGUGCUCGCAGCGGAAUUCCACGCUCACUUGUGUGGACAACAGGUGCACCCACUCCGGAUGAUGCCCUUAGAGUGCUGGUGUCGAUUUGCACUUUGAAGCAUUUUUUUUGCACAUUUUUAUAACGCAAUUUGCGUUCUGAAAAUGCCUUUCCCACCUAUUAGUCUCCAACAGAAGAUCCCGUCUCCUGCAAGGGAUCUAUUCAGCAAAAUAAAAAGCAGUGGUGAGAAGAGAGACUCCGGGAAGGAGAAGCAGACCACAUCAUGGACAACAGCUAAUUUAAGGAAUUUGGGGCGCAAGACAAAACAGGAGAAGUCCCAAAACCCGCCGCAGAAGGAGGUGCAGGGAAAAUGCUCGUGGCUGACCUCGACUAAAGCUCAGGACUCAAUCGCCGAAGUGAGGCGCUCCUCCUCCGCGCACUCCGGCAGACCCCUCGCCAGCAAAGAGGACGCAACAAAGAAGGAGCUCCAGUUCACGCUCAGCCUCACACCGGAGGCGAUCCUUGUUAUUCAGAAGAGAAAUCUGGAGAAGCAGAUGCUGGCGAAACAACAAAAAUGCUGCGCUUCCGCGGACUUCCGCCACAGGCGUGUCUUCCCGUCCAAAAAAGCAUCGCAGGGGAGCUCCAAAGGCGCGCAGGUGACCAAGCUGGAGGAUGGAGAACAGGACAUCACAGCCAUCGUUAAGAUCUCGCUUUUGAACGACCAGCAUAAAUAUGACGAUGUUGAGUAUGAGGAAGAGGACGGAGACGUAGACGAGACUGUGAUGAGGAAAUGUAAAGAGUGGCUCAAGGGGGUCGAAAGUGCAGCAGCUUUGGGAAAGGUUGACAAACUUUCUGCACUCCCCCACCUUAAAGGCUGCUGAUAGCUGGACACAAGCCAUGAAAUAACUUCAUCUUAAUUCAUCUCCAAUAAUGCAAUGAAAACUCAAAAAGUCUUCAGGUUGUUUGGAAUGAAAGCUUACGGAGGAAUGUCUGCUGGCCCGAGAAUACUUCCCCGAAUGACUUGAAAGUGCUGCGUUUCAAGCUUCUUACGUUUUUUUGAAGAAUUGGUGGAAGUUUGAAUUCAGUGAUUUGCACAUACGAUUUUUAUUUCCACUGGGGGCGCCUCUUGUGGUUUAAAGCAGGGAUUUUCGCUGAAGAAGCCCUUUGUGUAAGAGAACAAAACGCUGUCAACAAUUAGGUUUUAUGCCCUGCUGCUAAAACCAAACAACGGUCUUAUUUCCUAUCAAAAGAGGCUUCUAUAUUCUGAUGUACAGUAUUUAUUCAUAUUUGUACCUUGAAAUUGAUAGUGUGUGCCAUUUAAAGUGAAGGAUUUUGUACUAUCCACACAACUUCUGAAUAUGAUUGUGCCUCAUGUUUUGUAUGAUGUUGAUUGACUCACUUUGACUUUAGUUGGAUAUCAGAGGCUCUUUGUUGCCAUUGUAGCUACCUGCGGCCAUGUGGGCAUUAGUGUACUAAGCCUCUUAGAUUUCCUACUAAGCAGGGUUGACCAGUGUACUGUCGGGGGCCAGGUACUGGAGCUCCAUCAGGAAAUUUUUGUAUUACCCAAGUAAACAAUGCACAUCACCAUGAGACAGUGUCUUGAGACUUUUAUUUUCUUUAAUACUGAAGUGUACAAUUCCAAGCAAGUGAUUGAUGCAAAUGUAUUUAUUGUUCAAGCCCAAUUAGGUCUCCUUACCAUGAAUCCAUGUGUCCAUGGAAUAGAGGACAGUGUCUUGCAACAAUAACGGAUGUUUGAAGUGGGAUGCAGUCAUGAUUGAAACCAUUUCUGUAUUCACAUGCAACUGAAAUAUCGACUGUCAUUUGCAAAUCCAAAUUAUGCAUCAGCAUUUUUUUUCUAUUCUUUGUAACUUGGAAACCACAAUACACUCAUUAAUUGUACUUUAUUGCCUUUCUAAUAUUAAUACAUUUCUGUGAUUCUCUUAAUUCCUCCAGACUGCUCCUACAUGGUGACAUUUUGCUCCUAAAAUCUAGUGCAGCUAAAAUUUUGCGCCUGAGCAACCAGUAAAUUUGCGAAAUUGUGUAGUGUCCUAAGUAUGUCACUAAGUGGGAGUGUAGACUUCUGAGGCCAAAAUUCCAAGAAAUUGUAAGUCAUUUGUAUUUGUCCAUUGUUUGUGUGAUACUUUGAGUCAUGGAUGAAGGGCAGUGCUAUUCUUAUUCUGGCUGAAGAAUGUAGUCCAUUGACGCCACAGUAUCCCAGUGGUGAAAAUAAAUUCUUCUAACUCAUA
Molecule: messenger RNA, 2675 nt
Organism: Syngnathus acus (greater pipefish)
Lineage: Eukaryota; Metazoa; Chordata; Actinopteri; Syngnathiformes; Syngnathidae
Gene: prr18
Product: proline rich 18
Exons: 1
Coding region: 594-1310 (238 amino acids)
Source: RefSeq, a predicted model, not a curated record